Molecule: messenger RNA, 1558 nt
Organism: Rhizophagus irregularis DAOM 181602=DAOM 197198
Lineage: Eukaryota; Fungi; Glomeromycota; Glomeromycetes; Glomerales; Glomeraceae
Source: RefSeq, a predicted model, not a curated record
AAAAAAAAAAUAUGAAACCAAAACAGGUAUUAGAAAUUUUUGCAGCCUUCCAAAAAAGAAAUGAACCAAAAUCAAUAGCUAUAUUAAGAAUUUUAGUAGCUAUUUUAUUCCUUGCUAUACUCAUUUGUUAUAUGUAUGUUCAAAUUGUUGAUGUUCGAUUGGAUACACCAAUAUUUUCUGUUAAAAUGCAAGAUACUAUUGAAGAAGAAGAAAUACCAAUGCCAAAUGUACACUUCGCUUAUGGAUUUCAAUUCAAUAUAAAUUGUCAAAUUAUUGGCCGAAUAAACAAAACAUCGUUAGAAGAUUGUGAACCAUAUUUACAACAACCAGAAUCUUCGUCAACUAAUGGGGGAAUAUAUGAAGGAGUAUUUGAAGCAAAUGGACUAAAUUUUACAAAAUUUGAUAUUGAAAAAAUUGAAUUUAACUUUACAAUAAUCGAUCCUAAUGUAAUUCCUUUAGAUGAUGAUUCAGAUAUAGGUAUUAAAAUCCAGAUUUUUGAUUCUAAAACGCAAGAUCCUUUAAAUAUGAAAAAUUAUAAAGAGGACAACAAUCAUGUUAAAAAUAGCAUCUUAUCUUUAACUGAUUUAAAUUCAUAUCACUUAUCUUCUCAUGAGUAUCAUAUAGUGGAAUUAUCAAGAAUUAAAAGAAACGUAGCAAAAGAGUAUUGGUGGAAUAUUUUAGGAAUACCACCUAAAUAUAUAUAUGAAACUUUUAUAAAUUCUCAGUUAGAAAGUCAUCCGUUACUUGAAGCUCUUAAUGCUCCAGCAAAUUCUUAUGCUAAAUUGGCUCUUAUAAUGAGAACUUGGAGAGUUCCAUUAGAACAAGAACAAAAGGCGAAAACGUUAUUUGACGCAGUUGGUCAAAUUGCUGGUGUAGUAGGAUCAUUAUCAUUCUUAUAUUCACUCUUAUUCGGUACGGGAUCAAAUGCGAUUCAAUCUUGGGGAAUCGUACAAAAAAUGAAAUGGUUUGGCAUUAAAAAAGGUGUAAAAAAACAUAUAAAUCGUCGUUAUCCAAGAAUGCCAUUUAUUCAUACAUCGGAAGAUGGUGAUAAUGAAAUAAGUAAUAAUAACGUAAAUGAUCGUGAUGACAUUAUAGAAAGAUUAGAUGCUGUUGAAAGAUUUCUUAAAGAAUAUGUUGUUGAUGCUGAUUUUUUAGCUCAAUUAGAAAAGUUAGAUAAAGAAAGUAAUAACAGUUUAUAAUUAUUAAGAAGUUGUAGGUUAUAAAGUCAUACAUGUUUGUUAAGGAUGUAUGUGUUUGAUAUCCGGUUGAUAUAUUAUCUAACGUGACAACACUUUUAACCUGCAAUCAGAUAUAAUUAUAUAUUAUUUUUUUUACUAUUAAUUAGUUAUUUAGCAUAUUCUCAAAAUUAUUAUAUAAAUCACGUUUAUUUUCAUCAAUUUCAAUUUAUAGUAAAAAAUUUGCAACACUUAUAAACUAUUACUAAUACUUUGAGCUGUAAAACGGUAUUCAACUUUCGGAUUUUAAAUUCAGUUUCCUUAGAUUCGAAUUAAAUUCGAAUAAAUGAAGGAACGGAUAUAAUAAAUCCGGUUUUACUUUG